GUAAUGAAAAUUGUUGAACAGCUACUGAUUCCUACUGUGCAGACUCAGCAGUGUGAGCUAAGAAUAUGGAACAAGGAGGAGCUGGUUAUCGGAUAGAACUGGCACCAAAUAGUCGCGCAGGUUGCAAGGGAUCCAUGUGCAAAAAGGCUAAAAUCCCAGAGGGAACCUUGCGGUUUGGUACCUUCGUGGACUCAGGUCGCUUUCAGAGUUGGAAUUGGAAGCACUGGGGCUGCGUUACACCGAGAAUACUUAAAAAUGUGAAAGCCAGAAUGGGCGGCGACAUAUGGAACAACCUCGACGGUAUUACAGCCCUUCCCGAAGACUUGGCUGAGAAAGUAGUUUCUGCAAUCGAAACUGGUCAUGUCGCACCCGAAGACGAGAGACAGAGUAGGUCUUUCGCCAAAGAAAAUGCGCUUGGUACAGCUGCUCGCAAACAAGUAAUGUUACGGAAAAAAAAAAGGCAAGAAGGUAACAUUGUACCGCUACAAACAACACUCCUAAGCUUUAAAAAGGAGCCGGUAAUUAUUCGCAAAAACAGGCGGCAUCAUCUGGUUGAGAAAUCAGUUCUUAGCGAUUCUGACAUUGAGGCUGAAUUUUCAGAUGAUUCUAACGGGAACUCUUCCUAAAGAUGUACACUUCUACGAUUGUUAUGUUGUUGCUAAGGUCCUCUAUUUUUGAUAUGGUGUAAUUUUGAAUUAUCGACUGUGAUAAACAGUAUGAAUAGCUUUACGAUUUUAUAAGUUACAAAAGACGCUAAUGUAUUAAUGAUUAUGCUUUCAUGUAAGUCA
Molecule: messenger RNA, 788 nt
Organism: Schizosaccharomyces japonicus yFS275
Lineage: Eukaryota; Fungi; Ascomycota; Schizosaccharomycetes; Schizosaccharomycetales; Schizosaccharomycetaceae
Exons: 3
Coding region: 66-626 (186 amino acids)
Cellular component (GO): nucleus
Molecular function (GO): zinc ion binding; DNA binding
Source: RefSeq, a predicted model, not a curated record